CUCCCCCACCAUCCUUUUCUCUUUGGCUUCAACAACAACGUCUCAAAUCAUAUACUCUUCUGACUUCACAGUUUCCAGUCACUCUUUCGCAGCUUCUGCAACUUGAUUAAAUUUAGUGUUCCCCAAAACCAACUCGUUUCUCCUUUUCAUCCGCGAGCCUCGUUGACUUCCUCCCAACCUCACCAAUUCACCUUCAAAGCGACGCAAUGGCGGAUUCCAUCGAGAAUUUUGCGGAAUUGAUUCCGGGAGAUACGCCUGCGGACGUCGAUAUGGGCAAUGAAGUCAUGGUCGAAAUUGAUGCCAGUGGUGCUGGAGCCGAUAACGACGACCACGAGAACGGCCUCCCCUUCCAGGAAGAAGCCAUGGAAGACGCUCCGGUCCGUGUCACGUACAUUGACUACCUCAAGUCUCCGGUGAUUGGAUUGCUGGUUGGGCAAGGAGAUGAACAGGCGCUUUUGACUGCUCAUCAAGCUCUCCUGAUAAGCAGUCCUUGGUUUGCGGAUGCUUGUGCUAAGUUCAGCGAUGAGGUUUCUGAGCGCCGAAUUGACCUUAUUGACGAAGACCUCGACGCCGUUGGAUGCUUCCUCGAAUUCCUGUACACAGGCGACUACUUCCCGCGCAAACUUCCCGGCACACGAGAUCUCGAGAAAGACCCGCACACGCCCGACGUCGACGAGACAGGCGACCAGCUCCUCAAGCACGCACGAGUCUACACGCUCGCCGAAACGCUCAGCCUGCCCAUCCUCAAGACCCUCGCCUCCUCGAAGAUCCACUGCGUGAACUCGACCGCCAAGGGCGAGAUCGCAUACGCCAGAUACGUCUACGCCCACACACACAAGGACGAUACCGCGAUCCGGGCACCCGUGGCGAAUUUCUGGGCUACGAGGAGUCACACCCUGCGGACGGAGGCGGAGGACGAGUUCAGACAGAUGUGUUUGGAGUUCCCGCAGUUCGGAUACGACGUCCUCACGCGUGUCUUGGACGAGAAGGUCAAGCGAGAAAAGCAGGAGAAAAUGCAUCCCUCUUCAGCGCACACACCAGGCAGCUCUCGAAAGCGUGCUCGC
This is a messenger RNA of Hyaloscypha bicolor E, 1064 nucleotides long. RefSeq lists its product as uncharacterized. NCBI's taxonomy places the organism in Eukaryota, Fungi, Ascomycota, Leotiomycetes, Helotiales, Hyaloscyphaceae. The annotation marks the transcript as partial. The record is from RefSeq and is a predicted model, not a curated record. The transcript is spliced from 3 exons.